UGUGUCCACCAUAUUUUGCGGGAAGUUCAAUGGAAAACUAACUUCCAACAUUUCUCCCUCCUUCUAAAAAUAGCUCCUUCCUAAUUACCCAAACAGUAUAUCUAGGUUUUCCCUGUUUAGACAGCCUUAUUUCUCUUUAGCCAUAUAUAGCUAUCUUUAUAUACAUUCACACAUCAACGAAAUUCAUAAAGGUGUUUACACACUCUCGCUCGCUCUCAUUCUUUUCGAUGCUAUCAACGUUUGAUAGAUUUUGAAAUCAAAAUUAGAAGACAAGUAGCGGUUUGAGAAUUGCCUAAACUAGAAUUUCUAGAUUGUAGAAUUUGUGUUAAGAAAUUAUAAAAAAACCAUGGGAUGUUUUUCAUGUUUUUCGUCGCAAGAAAAGAAGGCAUUCAAAAGAAUAUAUAGCAAAAGCAAAGAAACAUCUCCUGUUGUUCAUCAUAGAGAAACCCUCCCGCCACAACAACAACGUCCACAUUCAUUAUCCAGGCCAAGGGCACAGCAGGACCUGCAUUCUCAUCCACAACCUCCAUCUGAAAAUAUUAUAAAGAUGCCAGCAGAAGCUACACACCAAAAGUCUUCUAACAAAGGCGACGGUCAGAACAACAUUGCAGCUCAAACUUUCACCUUCAGGGAACUGGCAACAGCUACAAAGAACUUCCGAUCAGAAUGUUUGAUUGGAGAAGGUGGAUUUGGACGUGUUUACAAGGGCCGCCUGAAUAAAACUGGCCAGACUGUAGCAGUGAAACAGCUUGACCGCAAUGGUCUGCAAGGAAACCGAGAAUUUCUUGUGGAGGUGUUGAUGUUGAGCCUUCUGCACCAUUCAAAUCUUGUAAAUCUAAUUGGAUAUUGUGCUGAUGGAGAUCAGAGACUUCUUGUUUAUGAGUACAUGCCAUUGGGAUCAUUGGAAGAUCAUCUGUUUGAUCUUGAACCAAAUAAAAUUCCACUAGAUUGGUUCACAAGGAUGAAAAUAGCAUUACAUGCUGCAAAAGGACUCGAAUAUUUACAUCAUAAAGCCAAUCCGCCAGUUAUUUACCGUGACUUGAAGUCCUCCAACAUCUUGCUGGAUAAUGAAUUUAAUGUGAAAUUGUCAGACUUCGGGUUAGCGAAGGUUGGACCUACAGGGGAGAACACCCAUGUAUCUUCAAGAGUCAUGGGAACAUACGGUUAUUGUGCUCCUGAGUACCAACAAACUGGCAAACUAACAAUCAAGUCCGAUGUCUAUAGCUUUGGUGUAGUUUUAUUGGAGCUAAUUACGGGAAAGAGAGUAGUUGAUAUCACGAGACAUGGGCAUCAACAGAAUUUAGUUAUGUGGGCUGAACCGAUAUUCAAAAACACAAGGAGACACAGUGAACUGGCUGAUCCACUUCUUGAAGCAAAUUUCCCAAAGAAAAGUUUCAGCCAAGCAGUUGCUAUUGCUUCUAUGUGUCUGCAAGAUGAUGCAGUUGUACGUCCUCUGAUCAGUGAUGUGGUCACUGCACUCAGUACCCUUUCAGCACCUGACACAGAAUUGGCUUCACCACUCGCUUCUCCAACUCAAGCACCACCCCCAAUGCAAAUGUCAACUGAAGACAGAAUAAUAUCUAUAGAAGAGUGCAAACAAGAAGUCGCAGAAGCCAUAGAAUGGGGUUCAAAUUCAAGAAUACAGAAUGCAAGAUCACUAACAUCUUGCGGUUCUUCAGUGUGACAUCGGCGUAUCACCUCCAAUAAGAUUCGAUGACAAAGGUGAUCAUGUUGCUUCAACCCUCCAGAGAUGUUGUUAAGUGAUGGAGGAGUGAUCAUCUAGUGCUACCACUGUUGAAUUCUUUAGGAAAAUGAAGCCACAUAUAUGAAUAGUACUUCAAAUAUUGUGUAUGGUACAACAAAUAGCAAAAUGGACAAUUUGUUACAGCCACUGUAGCAGGGAAUCCAAAGAAAUGAUGCAUGCUACCUCGCAGAAUGAAGAAUCGAUGUCUUUUAAGUAAUAGGGUUAAGUUAUAUUUAUCGACUCUGUAGAUUCUUUUGCGGCUAUAGUGUAAUUAAGCAGGUGUUUUGGCCAUGAAAACCAAAAAACAAAUUUCUUUAUUUGAAUUUCAAAGUUGGAGUUAGAGUAGGAGUUGAAGUUGAAAUUGUGUUUGACCAUAGUUUUUACAAUAAAAAUUUAAAGUUUAAACA
This is a messenger RNA of Capsicum annuum, 2151 nucleotides long. RefSeq names its product probable serine/threonine-protein kinase PBL26. The record is from RefSeq and is a predicted model, not a curated record. Gene Ontology annotation, biological process: protein phosphorylation. The transcript is spliced from 5 exons. Gene Ontology annotation, molecular function: protein kinase activity; ATP binding. The coding region runs from base 347 to 1684 and encodes 445 amino acids. NCBI's taxonomy places the organism in Eukaryota, Viridiplantae, Streptophyta, Magnoliopsida, Solanales, Solanaceae.